Molecule: messenger RNA, 672 nt
Organism: Mya arenaria
Lineage: Eukaryota; Metazoa; Mollusca; Bivalvia; Myida; Myidae
Product: probable serine/threonine-protein kinase clkA
Exons: 1
Coding region: 1-672 (223 amino acids)
Source: RefSeq, a predicted model, not a curated record
AUGUACGACCAAACUACCAAGUACGACCAAACUAACAAGUACGACCAAACGAACAAGUACAACCAAACUAACAAGUACAACCAAACUAACAAGUACGAGUACGACCAAACGUACAAGUACAACCAAACUAACAAGUACAACCAAACUAACAAGUACGACCAAACGAACAAGUACGACCAAACGAACAAGUACAACCAAACUAUCAAGUACGACCAAACGAACAAGUACAAUCAAACUAACAAGUACGACCAAACGAACAAGUACGACCAAACUAACAAGUACAACCAAACUAACAAGUACGACCAAACUAUCAAGUACAAUCAAACUAACAAGUACGACCAAACUAUCAAGUACAAUCAAACGAACAAGUACAACCAAACUAACAAAUACAACCAAACGAACAAGUACAAUCAAACUAACAAGUACAACCAAACUAACAAGUACGACCAAACUAACAAGUACGAGUACGACCAAACGAACAAGUACGACCAAACUAACAAGUACGAGUACGACCAAACGAACAAGUACGACCAAACUAACAAGUACAAUCAAACUAACAAGUACGACCAAACUAUCAAGUACGACCAAACGCACAGGUAUAAUCAAACUAUCAAGUACGACCAAACUAUCAAGUACAACCAAACUAACAAGUACGAUCAAACUUAUAAGUAA